Messenger RNA from Talaromyces stipitatus ATCC 10500, 1452 nucleotides. RefSeq names its product swollenin, putative. Gene Ontology annotation, biological process: carbohydrate metabolic process. The record is from RefSeq and is a predicted model, not a curated record. Lineage: Eukaryota; Fungi; Ascomycota; Eurotiomycetes; Eurotiales; Trichocomaceae. The transcript is spliced from 7 exons. Gene Ontology annotation, molecular function: cellulose binding. Bases 1 to 1452 code for a protein of 483 amino acids. Gene Ontology annotation, cellular component: extracellular region.
AUGGCUACAACUCUUAUCUUUGUCAUGGGACUCUGGAGCGGCCUGCUAUGGUCAACCACUGUAGCUCAAGCAAGUUGUGCUGCGAUAUGGGCACAAUGCGGGGGGAGCGGUUUCAGCGGUCCCUCCUGCUGUGAGACCGGUUCGACCUGUACGCAGCUUAACUCAUUCUACUCUCAGUGUACUCCAACAACCCAGAUUUCGUCUGCAUCGCCAACAGGGACAAAUCCUUCGUCCGUAACGUCUCUUGUUCCUUCUGGUUCAUCUUACACGAGCACAACUUCUCUAAGCACGGCAACAGCCACCCAAGUUCCAUAUCCAGCUGUAAACUCAAGUAGCUGCGGAGCAUGGGCCUUAGUGGAGAAUGUUUGCUGUCCAUAUUAUUGCACGUCUAACAACGAGUCCGAAUCCUGCACAAGUUCCUGUUCCGGGGGCUGUGGCUCUCCGGACGCUUCUAUGUGUAAAUCAGGGACUAUGUGGGGCGAACAAACUACCGUGGGUACUGAUGAAAGCUGGCACUACAGUCGCUCGACGCAUUUUGGCUUAACUAGUGGAGGGGCCUGCGGAUUUGGACUUUAUGGCCUUUGCACAAAGGGCAGUUCUACCGCGAACUGGACUGAUCCAAUGCUUGGUGAUACUUGUAACGCUUUCUGUACGGCAUAUCCACUACUUUGUCGCGAUCCAAGCAACGUGACGCUUCGGGGAAACUUUGCUGCCCCAAAUGGUGAUUACUACACACAAUUUUGGCCAUCGUUGGCGGCUGAGGGCAACCCGGAUAACUAUCUCUCCUGCGGCGAGUGCUUCGAGUUGAUUCGCACCAAGGCGGAUGGUACUGAUUAUACAGUGGGUGAGGAUGGGUAUACUGAUCCCAUCUAUCUAGAGAUUGUGGACAGUUGCCCAUGUAGUGCUAAUGCAAAGUGGUGUUGCGGAUCCGGUGCAGAUCACUGUGGGGAGAUCGAUUUCAAAUAUGGCUGUCCGAUACCAAAAGAUAGUCACCACAUGGAUCUUUCCGACAUUGCGAUGGGACGUCUUCAGGGAAAUGGAAGUCUGGCUGAUGGUGUUAUUCCUAUUCGUUACAAACGCGUUCCGUGCCCGAAGCCCGGAAACGUUUAUAUUUGGUUACGAGAUGGAGCUGGGCCAUAUUAUUUUUCGUUGUCCGCUGUGAACACGAAUGGUGUUGGCUCUGUAAUCAACGUUGAAGUACAGGGAUCUGGUCAGACUGGCUGGACAGCUCUCGAACGCGAUCCCAACUACUCAAGUAGCAGACCACAAGAAAGAUAUGGGGCAUGGGUUGUUCCGCAAGGCGCGGGACCCUUCAAUGUACCUAUUGGUAUCCGUAUCACAUCGCCUGAUGGACAACAGAUUGUCAAUACUGAAAUGAUCACAUCCUUCACAGCACCGGCUUCUGCACCAUCGGGAUUCUGGUAUAUUGAUAUGGGCGUCCAGUUUACAUGA